AGCGUGCUUUUCCUCUUGUCAACGUUUAUCCAUAAAGUUGUCUGAUUGGGAGGGGCACAGCAUCGGCUGUAAUAUGUGUUCUACCCUUUUUCUGUUUUGAACGACGUUGAGAAUCUUUAUGUUUCCUCGUGCAUAUACUGCACUUUAUUGCGUGGUCUUCGUGUCGCACUGAUUGCUGCUAGCAGCGUCGCGCGUGUUGUCUGAUUGAUUUCACUUUUCUGUGUUUCCUCGCCGUUUUGUGGUGCGUCUAUCAAACGCCCUCUUCUGCUAUUUUACUCAACAACUGGUAUAUCUGGUAACCGCUCUCUACGGUACUGUUGCAGUUGCAAACGUCACUCGAAUUACUUUCUAGUACGUCGCUUAUAUACGUAACUCUGCUUCGUUAAGUUUUCCAUCGAGUUUCCACGUCACCGCUGACACCUUGGGGGGGAGGCUGGGUUUUCAUAUAUAAACAUAUACAUAUAUAUAUAUAUAUGUGUGUAUUUCUGUUGGCAUACUCACUUACAAGCACUUCAACUCCUCUCCUCCAUGACUGUCUCACUGCACAGUCUCAUUGAGGAGUGGGAGGCGAUCAACCAUGACCUGUUCAAAGCCUCACUGGAGUCUCAUCGUCGCUACCCGUUUCCCGUUAGCCUCUUUAGCCCGGACUCAGUGACCGAUCUGCCAUCGAGUCGUUCUGCAGCCUCAUCCUCGUCGACAUCUGACUCUAGCACUGCAGCGUACGCCCGUGUGUACCACUGGGUCUCUCGUGUACGCCACAUCGCCGAGGAUGCCCGCUACAACUCUUUUUUCAUUCUCCAACACCUUCUCUGGGUGACCAUCAUUGCAUGGGCCAACCAGAUGGCGGUGGCCUCGGGUGGGUUAGUGGUGCUGCCCGCCAGCGUGCAGCAGCGGAACUCAACGGUACCAUCUGCGGCUGAUGCUGGGUCGUCAGGGCUCAUGUCUUUUCGUUGCUCGUUGCUCGCACCGUUAACCUUCUGGGACCCAGGUCUCCUCGGAGAGGCCACAGGCGGCUCGCCACAAGACAACGACAUUGCUACGGAGAAUUCCAUGAACGUCUCGAUGCACCGCACACCAAACCUACGAGUUGUGUGGGCUGACGCCGUACAACGCAUUAUCGCAGUGUGGUGCACGACAACUGCCACGUCAUCAAAGUUUCGGUCAGACGCUCAGGCCGACAACUCCGGUUCUGGACCGUCUUUGUCUCCCUCCUCUUCCCCGUCUUCCCUCGCAACUACUGACGGUGUGCGUGCGGCGUCGGCCGGGUUUCACGUGAAUAACGCGUACGCGUGGGUGGUCCUCGCUCAGCACUACCAUCGCUUCAAAGCCAUCUUGGCUCUCUUUUUUCUGCGUUACGACGCGCACGUGGAAGAGAUGGAGGAGCUGCGGCGUCGUCCGGGCCAGCAACAGCAGCAACAGUUACGCACGGAAGCGAACGAGUUGUCAGGUGGGGCCUCUGGCUUCCAUCCCUUAGCACCGCCGCUGCGACGUCGUGGGCCACAUUUGCGCGUGUCUUCGGAUGUGAGUGGUUCUUCGACGUUGUCUACUGCGGCAAGAACGGCAGCGACGGGCAGAAACCACCGCAGCGGUGGCGACGCGAGGCUGAACGACGAGCGCACUUCAGAUGAUCGAACGCCGAUGACGGCGACUGCGUCGAAUCGGUCCUCUCCCCCACUGCCUACCACUGCCCGUUUGCUCGCGCUCAUUAUGCGCAACAUCGAGACAGAGAACAUCAACGCUAUCACGGAGGCAACAGGAGAGACGCUCAUUUUGUUGUUCAUGCCGCCGGUGCACCGCGCGCGUCUUCACGAGAAACUGGUGAGAUCGCAGCAGAAACAGGGGAGUUUCGGAGGUACAGACGUGGACGCAGAAGCUAAACGUGACGUACGCGGUGUGCAACAAGGCAAAGAAGAUUCGCUGACGGAGCCGGAAAGAAUGGUCGGCGUCCUCCUCGACGGCUGCGCGAUAGAAGAGGAUGAUGGCGACGACGACAAGGUGGUGUGGUCGGCGCCGCUGUCGCCGCUGCUCUCCUUCGCAAGCGGCGCCGUGCCGCCCUCGAGUGUUCACCUCACACCUGCGGACGAGCGCGUCUCUCCUGGCAACGCCAAUAGCAAUGGCGAAAUCGACAACAAAAGCGCGGUGAUGCGUGUGCCACCUCUCCUUGGACGAGCGCAAAAGGAGGAAUAUGUGGUUCGCAAUAUGUUCAAGCUCCUUCUCAUGAUAGAGGACUGUCGAGUGCAUGCGUUACAGAAUUGGCUGAUGGAAACUGGGAAGCAUGUUGUUGCCGUGUAUGGUUCCCAACUGGCCUCCUUCUUCUUUGAGGAGCCGAACGCGUUGGAUACAAAGUCAAACGAAGACGGGAACGAGAACGAGGACAGCGGUCUCGCGGUGGGAACCGUUUCUACGCCGGCGCUAACAGUCCGCACGUUUGCGGAUGCGAAUCGGGUUCUGCGUGAGACCAUCCAGUCCUACGUGCGCCUGCGGACGAAACUGCUGUUUUUUAAUGCCGGCACCACACACUUUCUAGGGGCACUGACGCCGUGGGGGCGGACGUACGUGCUGGAGCACCUUAACGCGUUUCUGUGUGGAUUCUGCGGCGUCACCCUACCCUCUUCCUUUCCUUCGAAUGCCGAUCGCACAACAGACGCGGCGCAGUAUUUCACGCCGACCAACGCCGCGGUCGCCACCUUCGCGCGGAGGUGGGCUGUUCCGCUGUGGCUUGCUAUGUGCGAGGACGCGCAGCAUCGCCUCGAUGCCCUGAAAAAGUCAAAGCAGAAGGGGGACGAUCAACGCCAGACGGCGACGGCGAAAGCAUCAGGGACGGGGACGCCGUCGUCAAGUCAGCGGGUGGCAGCGCAGAAUCCUGAAAAAAGGGAAGAAGUGAACAACGCGAAGUCACAACGUGGCGUGCGGAGUGAGGGCCACGGCAGUGCGUCGAAAUCGUCCUUGCCUUCUUUUGCUGAGAGGGAUAAGAAGGAAUUGUCAGCAGGCGAGGUGGCGGGUGUGGGUGAAGAAGCGGAGUUGCGGAGUACGACAGAAGGACAGGAGCUGUCUGUUGCAUCUGCCGACUUGGGCGAUGCUGUGUCUCGCGCCCCGAGUGAGGCGUGGCCGCCUCCUUCGCUCGCGACAGGACGAAGCGCCACCGGCGGCAGUGGCGGUGGUGGUCGUGGUACACGCAACUUCGCGCAUGCGCGCAGUCGUGGCGUAGACAUGAGACGUGUCCUACAGCAGCGUCAACGUCAACGUGUGCCACUCGGGUCCGUGUUGCAGCGUCGUCACGCGGACACUGGAGUUAGGAGGGCAGCUCUUCAAGGGGAGUCGAACGGUAGUGACGGUGGGGGACUGGAGAGUCUCGACUCGGCAGAGAUGCUUUCCAUGGGCGAGACUUCACAAUUCCUUGCCGCCACUUCAAUGAAUGUGACUGCGGAGGGCGGCGCACGCGGCAACGAUGACAGCGACGGCACCGCACGGGACGGUGUGAAUAGCGAGGCUGGCUCAAACGAAGCGUACCGCGGCGGAGGUGGAGAAAUAGGUGUUCCAGCCAACAGCGUCGAAGUGGCAGUCGCUGCCGCACGUCACCGGCGUCGACAAGUUGCAGCGGCAGCGCAGGACCAAGGAACUAUUGUUGCCGCCCCCGGCAUCACGCCCCGCUUUUCGCGAGCGGAACAGCUUCACCAAGUGGCGACACUGCCCGAUGAGGGUUUUCCGAGUCUAACCUACCUCAUGCCGCGCCGCAGCCGCUUCAUUGCGCAGGACAAGGCCGCUGCCUCGGUACAGCAGAAGUUGUUUACGCGAUUCAGCAGCGACGUGCACAACUACCUUACCAGUUUCCUCGCCGACUGUGAGGCAUCGGAAGGAGAUAAGGAGGGGAAUGACGGCGGCAGCGGUACGACGACGGCCGGGAAGACAACAACGGAUGCCACCCCCAGAGCGGCGACGGGAUCGGACACGAAAGCAAAGAAAAGGAAGGAUACAGCGGUCCGCCCAGCUCUAAAGGAAGACGUGCGACCGCUGCCGCAAGCCAUGCUCACACGCAUGAUCUUCCUGCUCGACAUGACCUACGCCGCUCUGCAGGGCAGCGACCACGGCGACGCCAAGGGUCCGUUGAUGGAAACCGGACUCACAGCCACAGGUCAGGAACUCGGCGUCUCCAUCUUGGAGCAGGACAAUGGCGAGUACGAGAGCGUCGUGUCCACCACCUUGUCCGCGCCGACCUCACCAGCCAUCCUGACCAUCGCCGCGGUUCGAAAGGGGUUUCAGGGAUUCUUCGCUACAAACGAAAAACGCGCGGCGCUGACGCUGGCGCAGGCGCUCUACGGCCUGAUUCAGCAAGGGAUUGCCCGGCAGCCACCCACGGUGUCUGUCGAAGCCGUUGACACGAUCCUGAACAUGGCCUCGUUGCUAAGCUCGAAGGACAUGUUUGUGUCCUUGAUGAAGGGCUACAUCGCACCAUCGGUGAUGAUGUGUCGCUUGCUGAGCGAUACUGCGGUGGAAUCGCAGGUAGUGGCGCGCAUGGCGUACCGCCUGGGAUCUGCUGUGGCGGCACCGUGCCUGACGCUCCUACGCGAUCUGCGACUGGCGGCAUCAGACCCCCUCAACGCAGUAAGUGAGCCGCUCUCUCUGGCUGGCGAGGGCGAAGAUGGAAUGGGAGAGAGGGGACAAGAGAGCCACGCAAACUACCACAACACUGAUUCAAAGCGUAGCGGCAUAAUAGUGAAGGACGCGCAGCGCGUCGCCACGCGUGAGGUUCAAAUGCUCGCCGCCGCUGGUUCUUUGCGCCGCGGCUCCUUCGGUCUUAUUCACCGCGUGCGUGUCCUCUGUCAGGCGUGGUGGCAGCCGCACACCGCCGUCCUCCUCUCCUCCCGCACGCUGCAGCGGCUCUGGGAGCGCUACCAGCUGCUAGAUGAACGCAUCAUCGACGCCGUCCUGCGUGUGGAGUGGCGCUACGAGGGACACACGGAGCCGUUCUACGGCUACGGCCGCAUUGCCGGCGACGCAGAAGUCAACGAGGGUGACACAGACGAUGACGGUCGAAGUCGGGGUGGUGUAUCGAAAGGGGAACACGCGCGCUCCGGCAGCAGUGGUGCUAGUAUUCGGGGCACUGCGUCUGCCACCGCCGCCAACGUGCUGAGCGGUGGCACCGCAGCCGCCGUGAUCCAGGGCUUCUCGUCGGCGCUGAGCAAUGCUGUGCGUCGCACCCGGCACCACGCCGGCGCCUUCGGCAACAACGAGUCGGACAACGAGUCGGAGGACUACAGUGAAGCCUAUGGCGGCCUCCUGACGCUGAACACGCUGCAGCAGCACCGCGGCGCCUACGUUGCGUCGAACUCCUCGCAUCGGGGCAGCAACGUCUCCUCGAUGGGCGGUGGCGGCGGCGCGGGAGCGGGGGAGCGCUGGGACAUCUCCGACGGGGGCCAGAGCACCGCAGUCGACGAAGCCGCCUCCACAACGGUGCCGCCCGAUGGGGAGCGGGAGCGGCGGCAGCUGCGGUGGCCACUCGGUGACGGCAAGCUCGUCUUUCUCCUCUACCCGAAAGGAAGCUCCACAGUCACCGCCGCAUCGCAGGCGGUGCAGAUCACCGGGCCUCCCCUCACAUUGCUUGUGUGCCAACUGAUGGAUCGCGUCGCCGAGAACCCCUACACGUUUGACAAACUCCACAAGGCGUUGCCAGCGCAGUCGCCGAAGCCGCUGCUCGCCCACUUGCUGCACGAGCUAGUGAAGGCGGGCGUCGUGACGCGCAGUGUUCCCGCUGGCAAACGGCAGUAUAUCUACCAGCUCCGCGCCGACGUCCAGCGAGUGCAUCAGCGAAAGGUGGUGAUAGACAUUCAUGCCGCGGCACAGCAGCAGUGGAUCGUGCGUACGUUAACGGCCGCCGAGCCGGAUGCUGAUGAGGACGCCGAUCGCCGGAGUCAGCGUGACCCGAUGUCUCCUGCGAACCCAUCUGGUGCGAAUCCGUCCUUCUCUUCUACCACUGCACACGGUGCGCGUAGUUCGUCUGUUGCAUCCUAUCAUGCUGAAGCGUCAGGUAACGCUGCGGGCGCGCGAGCCGGCGGCGCGACAACAAGAGCAGCAGCAGCAGCUACAACGGAGCAAAGCUCUGCCGCCUGUUUGACCGAUCGCACGCACAAGAUCAAAGUGUGCAUCGUGCGCAUCAUGAAAGCGGAACGGGUGCUGCCCCACCGUGAGCUGCUGGAACGCGUUGCGGCCGCCUUGGAGGACCAAUUUGUGGUGACCACCGCUCAGUUUAAGCGGUGCGUGGCGCACCUCCUCGAAAAGGAAUUUCUGCAACGCAGCGAUGACGGUGCCGAGUACAUGUACUCGUCGUAG
Messenger RNA from Leptomonas pyrrhocoris, 6327 nucleotides. RefSeq lists its product as hypothetical. Lineage: Eukaryota; Euglenozoa; Kinetoplastea; Trypanosomatida; Trypanosomatidae. Gene Ontology annotation, molecular function: ubiquitin protein ligase binding. Gene Ontology annotation, cellular component: cullin-RING ubiquitin ligase complex. Bases 529 to 6327 code for a protein of 1932 amino acids. The record is from RefSeq and is a predicted model, not a curated record. The transcript has a single exon. Gene Ontology annotation, biological process: protein ubiquitination.